UUUAGUGUAGCUGAUUCAAAUCUCAGAGAACACACUAGAUUGUUUAUCUUAUUCUAACAUUGGAAAUGGCUACCAUGUGGUUACGGAUCAUCGCUGCUCUCAUUGUAUGGGUUUCCUGUGUUCAUGGACAAGGAAAAUCUUGUAGCUUUCCAGACAUAAAACAUGGGAGCAUAUAUGAUGAAGACAGAUAUAAAGAAACAUUCCCAGUUGCUAUUGGAAAAUAUUUCUACUACAACUGUGAUCAGAACUUUGUGUCUCCUGCACAAACUCUCUGGACAAAAAUAACCUGUACUGAGGAAGGAUGGUCACCAAAACCACAGUGCCACAGAUAUUGCUUUUUUCCAUGGGUGGAAAAAGGUCACUCUAGCAAUGAAGGACAUAUACAUCUGGAAGGUGAAACUGCGACAAUUACCUGUGAACCAGGUUAUCGCCUCUUGAAUAAUAAGAGCGUCAUUACAUGUGAAGAAAAUGGAUGGUCUAUCAGUCCUAUGUGUAAACAGUUCAAUUCAAGAGAAAACUGUGGACCUCCUCCACCUAUUGACAAUGGAGACAUUACCUCAUUGCCACUAAAAUCAUAUGCUUUAGGAUCAAUAGUUGAGUAUCAAUGCCAGGCCUUGUACGUACUUCAGGGAAAUAGGGAAAUAAUAUGUACUAAUGGAUGGUGGUCAAGUCCACCAAAGUGCUUAGAUCCUUGUGUUGUAUCAGAAGACAUCAUGAAUAAACACAAUAUAAAGUUACGAUGGGUUGAUAGAAAUAAACUCUAUGUUCAGUCAGGGGACAUUGUUGAAUUUGGGUGUAAACCUGGGCAUCAUAGCAAGACAUCAUCUCAAUCAUUUCGAGUACAUUGUUUAGAAGGAAAAUUGAUGUAUCCCACUUGUGAACUAACAAUAUUAGAAUGAACUUUGACUAAGUAUAUGAAUUUAUUAAAAUCAUUAAUUUUAUGCA
Molecule: messenger RNA, 945 nt
Organism: Suncus etruscus (white-toothed pygmy shrew)
Lineage: Eukaryota; Metazoa; Chordata; Mammalia; Eulipotyphla; Soricidae
Product: complement factor H-related protein 2-like
Exons: 5
Coding region: 66-899 (277 amino acids)
Source: RefSeq, a predicted model, not a curated record